AUGAUCCCAAUAUCCUACCCAUCACCAAGGGUAUCGCAAUUAGAUGCUGGUAUCUUGGAUGGUGAAUUAUUUACUUUGUUAAAAGAACAACUUUCAUCCAUUUUCCAGCUUCACCCAAACAGCAAAUUUUCUUUCAUUCAGCACCCUGAAUUAUACUCGUUAGCAUUAAAUUUAUUGAUAUUCAAACUUACUGUAUGGAAAUCAGGAUCAUCGUAUGGAUCAUUGUUACAGAAUUUGAAGUUGUCUGAUUCAAGAACUGGUAAAGUUAUUGACAAAUCGAAGAGAUAUUUAUUAGGUGCAUUAUUAAUCGGUGGCUAUUUGUAUAAGCGAUUUGAAGCAUACUUGUAUUCCCUUGAUGACUCAGAAACUAACAAUACAGAUUCAUUUUUGGGAAGAAUAAGAAAUUAUUUUAUCUCCAAUAGACUUGAGAUACUUUCAAAAAUUGAUAAUUUAGUGAAAGUUGCCAAUUUGGUUAACUUUACUAUUUUUCUUAUCAAUGGUAAAUAUUCUUCAGUAAUUUACAGGCUAUUAAGAAUAUCGGAAACUCCAAUAACAUCGGAUAUAUCCAGAUUUGACGGAAGUACAGUGAAUUAUGAGUUCCAAAAUCGUCAAUUAGUAUGGAAUGUUAUGACAGAAUUUCUUGUGUUUAUCUUACCAUUAUUGCAAUUGAGAAAGUUAAGAAAAAUGGCGGGAAAGCUAUUUGGAAAAUCCAAAAACUCAUUGGAAGUUCAAUCAGGAAAUGGACCAUUUGUUACGGCCUAUACAAAUUUGCCGGUUUCAGAAUGUGCAAUUUGUCACGAUAACAACAAUCAAGCAGCAGCAACUGGUGGUCGAAUUUUCCCUUCAUCGGGACCUGUCACUAAUCCAUACAUUAGCAAUUGUGGUCAUGUCUAUUGUUAUGUAUGUAUUGCCACUCGUUUCAAUAUGAUUCGAAUGAAUAACGAAGAUUUACCUUGUCUUCGUUGUGGUCAAAGAUUGGAAUGGUUUGAAGAAUUUGGGGCUAAUGAAAAGGCAGUAGAUUUGGAUGCAAUAAUAAUUGAACCAGAAGUUGAGGAAGAAAGCGAUCCGGAAUUGGAUAAUGAAGAUGAUGAAUCUGCUAGUAUUGCUAGCGAGAAAGAUAUUGAACCUUAUGAACCAGUACAAAGUGGCACACAGAUUCAAAGACACUUAAGUGAAAGAUCAGCGAUAUUUGAUGAAGAUAGUCCCGAUGAAUUCAGUGAGGAUGAGUAUAGUGAAGAAGAGGAUUUCGAUGCAGAUGAAGUUAUGUAA
This is a messenger RNA of Candida tropicalis MYA-3404, 1269 nucleotides long. RefSeq names its product ubiquitin-protein ligase peroxin 2 (gene PEX2). Gene Ontology annotation, biological process: protein import into peroxisome matrix. Gene Ontology annotation, cellular component: peroxisomal membrane. The coding region runs from base 1 to 1269 and encodes 422 amino acids. Gene Ontology annotation, molecular function: zinc ion binding. The transcript has a single exon. Lineage: Eukaryota; Fungi; Ascomycota; Pichiomycetes; Serinales; Debaryomycetaceae. The record is from RefSeq and is a predicted model, not a curated record.